AGAAAACCCAGGGAAAACCCACGGAAAACGGGUGCCAGCGUGACCGGGCGCACGCAGGGUGAGGGGAGCACCUUUCCCAGAUCACCCCAAGAUCAGAGCCAGACUUCAUCACACCAGAUUUGGACAUGGCCAGGGAACCCAAGCCGAGCCGGGCCAGGCUGGGCCAGAAGCGGCAGCACGGCAGCAGCCUGUACCACAGUAACUGCGAGCUGGACUACGAUCUCUAUAGGGAUGACUUCCCGUACCGGGUGUACGAAUACCAGAAGAUCCCCCCCCUCAUUAACCGCAUCCCAGUCAAGGCCAGACGGACUCACGUGGGGGCAGGAGGCAAAAGCAGCCUGAGCCCCCAGCCCGGGGCGAGGAGCAGCACCAGCUCCACAGCGGGACGGACGAAGUUGCGGGCCGAAGAGCUGCACUCCAUCAAGGGCGAGCUGAGCCAGAUCAAGGCGCAGGUGGACAGUCUGCUGGAGAGCCUGGACCGCAUGGACCAGAGGAGAGAGCGGCUGGCGGGGUCCAAGGAGAGCGAGAAGAAGAGGGUAGAGACAGGAGCAGAGUCGCCGUCCCCAGCAGGAGAGGGGUCACGGGAGCCCCGGGGGAAGGAGGGGACGGGAGCUGACGGGCACAGCGACCUGCGCAACAUCGACAGCGCCGAGGAGAGCACAGACACGGAGGAGACGGUGAAAAACCACAUGUCGGACCCUGAAGGGAGCCAGUAGACAGACUGGGGUGCCGUGGCCAGCCCUUCCCGUCUUGUGUUCGUAUUUCUUUUGAGGCUUCCAGCUAGUGCCACGCAGGACGCGAGGCGCCCGCUCUCGGCACGGCCAUCCCCUGCCGCCGGCAGCCCCGCGUCCCACCCCCCGGGAGACACCGGCCACCCGUGGCGAGAGAAGUCUUUGUGUUCCAGUGCGCUUGUUUUCUUUUUCCUCCUGUUUCAGACCUAGGGAUGAGCAGACGUGGCUGGGGGAGGGAGGGGAGGAGCAGAAAAAAGAAAAAAAAAAGAAAAAAAAAAAAAAAAAAAGGGUGGUAUCCCGAAGGAGCAUCCCAAAUCCCAGCUGCCUUGCGUGCAAGCAUCCCCCCACCCAUAGGGUGCUGUGGGGUGCAGCGAAAGCACCCCAGGGCUCCCAGCCUCUACAGCACAGAUCGUAUCCCGACCUCCAGUGCCCUUCAAGCCCACUCGCUGCCCCCAUGCUUCAAACCCCCCCUUCCCACCCCGUGAAUUGGUUCAGCAGGCGUUGGGUACAGCCCAGAAAGGCUCUCGGAGGUGCUCAGCAUCCCGCUGUGAUGCCGUGGGAAGGAGGGACCACCCUGAGACAGCUCCGAGGGGCUCCCGUGGGAUUUUGUGAUGGAGGAGCGGUGCUGAGCCCAGCUCUGACACCGGCUGCAGGGCCAGCAACAGGCCAGCGCAAACCCAGCUGCUCCCAGUCCCCCCUGUUCCCAAAAGGGUUUCCCUUGCUGGUCCACCGCGGGCUGUCCUUGGCCACAGAUCGUGUUUGGGGUCAGCAGGGCACCCCACCUGCUCCCCAGCAUUGCAUCUCAGUUUGGUGUCCCUCAUUUCUAGGUCGUCCUUCUCUCACUGGUAGGAACUUGUUCUGUAUUUCUAAUUUGCUCUGGUAAAAGAGUGUAUUGUGUUGGAAAGAAAAAUAAUUUGUA
Molecule: messenger RNA, 1650 nt
Organism: Tyto alba (common barn owl)
Lineage: Eukaryota; Metazoa; Chordata; Aves; Strigiformes; Tytonidae
Product: RNA-binding Raly-like protein
Exons: 7
Coding region: 126-716 (196 amino acids)
Cellular component (GO): nucleus
Molecular function (GO): RNA binding
Source: RefSeq, a predicted model, not a curated record